AUGAUUGUUGUUUUGCAAAAUGUGAUUGUCAAUCUUGAAGAGAAAGUGGCUAGACUUGCCACUAAAGCUAACGAUAACGAACAGUACUCGCGGCGCUAUAACAUUAGAGUAUCUGGUUUUCCCGAAGAAUCAGAUGAGAAUUGUUCUUUGAAGGUUGGCCAACUCUGUCGUGAAACCUUAAUGCUACCAGAUUUUUCUGAGGAACAAAUCGAUAGAAUUCAUCGGGUGGGAAAACCUAGGUCAGAUGGUAAAUCAAGAGCCAUUAUUGUCAGGUUCAAGUCGCACAAAUAUAAACUAAACGUACUGCAAGCAAAGAAUAAAUUAAGGAACACGCCUUUUUCCAUCAAUGAAGAUCUCACAAGACAAAAUCAGCAGCUUUUUUACACUGCUCGUACUGGGUGUACGAACGUGUCUUCUGCGUGGACAAUUGACGGUAGAAUUUUUGCGAAACGACGAUCUGACGACAGGAAGUUUAACAUAGUUCGCCAUACAGAUUUUGAGGA
Paramuricea clavata is the source of this 503-nucleotide messenger RNA. Lineage: Eukaryota; Metazoa; Cnidaria; Anthozoa; Malacalcyonacea; Plexauridae. The record is from the annotation of a GenBank genome assembly.